CCUGCAGAGUGAGAGAACAGCAAUGGGACUGGAAACAGAGAGAAAGGUGGGGGGUGGGGGGUGCAAGAGAGAGGUGAGUGCUGCUGCAGAUCAGCGUUUAGCCUUGCUGAGGAGUUAAACGCUUCACAGCAUCACAUCUUCUUCAUCCAGGCAUUAAUCCUGUUGUGAUAGCCAUGUUCUCAAAGCAGCUCCAGCCUCUGAUCUUUGUGGCAUUUAUCCUGACUUCUGCUCUCUCGGUAUCUUCCUCGCCCGCUGACAUAGAGAAAGGAAGGAGAAAAGUGGUGCAUGUUCUUGAGGAUGACACUGGAGCCGUGAUUGUGCAGACUGCUCCUGGUAAAGUGGUGACACAUCGGGGUGGCUCCAUCACUUUGCCCUGCAGAUUCCAUCAUGAGCCGGAGAACGUCGAUCCUGCUCGCAUCAGGAUAAAAUGGACCAAAGUGACGGACACGCUGCAGUUUGAGGACGUCUUUGUAGCUCUGGGAAAGCAGCAGCGUGUGUUUGGAUCGUAUCGUGGCCGUGUGUUUCUGGAGCAAGCAGGACCAGGCGACGCAUCGGUGAUCAUCCAAAAUGUCACGCUGGAGGACUAUGGACGCUACGAGUGUGAGGUCACUAACGACAUGGAAGACGAUACAGGAUUUGUGAACCUUGACUUAGAAGGAGUGGUCUUUCCCUACUAUCCCCGUGAGGGGCGCUACAAGCUCAACUACUACCAGGCUGAGGAUGCUUGCAAAAAGCAGGAUGCCAUUCUAGCUUCUCAUUCUCAACUGCACAAGGCAUGGCUGGAGGGACUAGACUGGUGUAAUGCUGGAUGGCUGGAGGACGGCUCAGUUCAGUACCCUAUCUCUCAUCCCAGGGACGAGUGCGGACGUAAGGACACCCCAGCUGGUGUUCGAAACUACGGCUAUAGGCACAAAGAAGAUGAGCGUUAUGAUGCUUUCUGCUUCACUUCCAAGCUCAACGGCAAAGUGUAUUUCCUCAAGCGCUUCAAGAAGGUGAACUAUGCGGAGGCGAUUAAGGCGUGCAUUCGAGACGGUUCAGUGGCGGCCAAAGUGGGUCAGCUUUAUGCAGCAUGGAAGUUUCAACUCCUGGACCGCUGUGAAGCAGGCUGGCUUGAGGAUGGCAGCAUUCGGUACCCCAUAGUCAACCCCCGUUCUCGCUGUGGAGGAUCCCAGCCAGGAGUCCGAAACCUUGGCUUCCCUGAUAAAAAAUUCCGCCUCUACGGAGUCUACUGUUUUCGUGAAAACAAGGAUGAAGCAGCGGGUGGAACUGGGAAGACAAAAAGCGCUAUAGAGAGUUUGACAAGGAGGAAGAGCAGCAACAGCAUCCCCAUGAACGCCACAAAGGUGAUUUAAAGUAGGAAGACUGAGAGCAGGAGGGGGAUGCAAUUUCGGAUUUGACUGUCGCCUAGCAGCCAGAUUUCAUUCAUCGCAUUUAAAAAAAA
This is a messenger RNA of Oreochromis niloticus (Nile tilapia), 1441 nucleotides long. RefSeq names its product hyaluronan and proteoglycan link protein 4 (gene hapln4). Lineage: Eukaryota; Metazoa; Chordata; Actinopteri; Cichliformes; Cichlidae. The coding region runs from base 174 to 1352 and encodes 392 amino acids. The transcript has 7 exons. Gene Ontology annotation, molecular function: hyaluronic acid binding. Gene Ontology annotation, cellular component: perineuronal net; synapse. Gene Ontology annotation, biological process: central nervous system development; glial cell differentiation; cell adhesion. The record is from RefSeq and is a predicted model, not a curated record.